Molecule: messenger RNA, 2157 nt
Organism: Nematolebias whitei (Rio pearlfish)
Lineage: Eukaryota; Metazoa; Chordata; Actinopteri; Cyprinodontiformes; Rivulidae
Gene: col23a1b
Product: collagen alpha-1(XXIII) chain
Exons: 32
Coding region: 1-1791 (596 amino acids)
Source: RefSeq, a predicted model, not a curated record
AUGGACACAUCCAGCGGCUCCAAACCCGCGUGCGAGUGCGCGCGGGCCGCGGGGGUCCAGCGGUGGGUGCCGGCCCUGUGCCUGCUCCUGUCCCUCAGCUCCAUCACCCUCUGCCUCCUGUUGAGCUUCAGGACCUCCAAGAUGGAGCAGCGGCUGCAGGCGGAGAUCAGCGCCGUCCUCCAGCCCGCGCGCAGGUCUCUCCAAAACCAGGACGGGAGCCUCGUCCCGGAGCUGCGCGCCCCGAUAGGGCAGCUGGUGGAGGAGAAAAUGGUGUCUCUGGAGCCGAAGCUGCGGACAGCUAGAGACGUUGGUCAAGAGUGCUCCUGUCCUCCAGGGCCUCCAGGGAAACGUGGACGGAUCGGAAGAAGAGGAGAACCCGGGCCUCCUGGCAAAGCUGGACGGGAUGGAUACCCGGGUCCACUUGGCUUGGAUGGCAAACCGGGUUUACCAGGUCUAAAAGGAAGUCAGGGACUGCCUGGACCCAAGGGAGAGAAGGGUGACCAAGGAGACAUCGGGCCAAGGAUGGUUUUCCCGCGGUACGACCACAGCUUUCUGUCUGGAGAGCAGUCCAGCAGCUUUCAGAGACGCUUUCUGAAGGGUGAUCAGGGUCAAGCUGGACCUUCUGGUCCUCCCGGUCCUCCUGGUCCACCUGGGCCCCGCGGACCCCCCGGGAACACCGGCAAGGAUGGGCCUCGUGGUCCCACUGGAGAGCCGGGUUUACUCGGCCGUGAUGGUGUUGAGGGACCACAGGGGCUGCCUGGGAGGCCGGGAGAGGAUGGCGAGCCCGGCUAUCCAGGCGUGCAGGGUCCUGCAGGUCCAAAGGGAGAGCCAGGUGUUGGUGAAAAAGGAGAAAGGGGCAUGGAUGGACUCCCGGGCUUAAAGGGUGAUAAAGGAGAGACAGGAGCGCAAGGACCUGAGGGACCCAAGGGGGCCGCGGGCUCCUCGGACAUUGUCGACUUCAACGGCAAGCUCCUCGAUGCAUUCCAGGGCCCACCUGGACCUCCUGGCCCUCCAGGGGCAAAGGGUGAGCUUGGUUUACCUGGACCGGCAGGCGUCGAUGGAGAAAAGGGGCCCAAAGGGGACACAGGUGAUCCAGGACAUCCAGGUGAAAGAGGAGAGAAGGGAGAGUUGGGUCUGUCGGGGCCUGCUGGUGUGGACGGACAGAAAGGAGAAAAAGGCGACUGCAGGCUGGACGACAACCUGAUUCAGAUGAUUUCUCAGCCGGGCCCACCUGGCCCUCCAGGAGUACCCGGGUCCCCAGGAUCUACGGGGCUGCACGGGAUGCCUGGUCCUAAGGGUGAGCCAGGAGUUGGGAUGAAGGGAGAGAAGGGGGAUGCUGGUGCUGCUGGACCCAAAGGACUAGACGGCCAUCAGGGUCCUUCUGGGUCCCCUGGGUUGGUGGGACUUCCAGGUGCAAAGGGAGAAAAAGGCAGACCAGGGGAGCCCGGGUUAGAUGGUUUCCCCGGUCUGAUGGGAGAAAAGGGAGACCGAGGGGAAAAAGGAGAAAAGGGGGACAGGGGAUCAGUAGGGAAGAGAGGUCUGAAAGGCCCCAAAGGAGAACAGGGUCCUCCAGGACUGGACCAACCAUGUCCUGUGGGCUGUGAUGAGACUAAAGGUCUCUCUGUGAAGACAGCACCUUCUCCUGAAACUCCUCCUCUUCCUCCUUCGGGCCCUGAGGCCCCCUGUCCUGUGGGACACGAUGGCCUACCAAUACCAGGCUGCUGGCAUAAGGGGCAUUUUGAGGAAAUGACGAGGCAGAAGCUCAAACGCAAGCGUCUCUCUCAGCCCUGAGAAGAGGGAGAAAGUGGAGAAAGGACUGGAAGAUUUGAGCUGACCCUGAAGCAGAGCUUGCUACCCAAUGCCUCUGUGUCACACUGGGAUCUACCAUUGAGGGACUUCUCCAAGACGAUGGUGGGGGGCACGGUUUGGUGACUGAACACUCUGUUUCCAAAUUUCACCUCCGAGGAAAAGACAAACCUGUUGCUGAUGACGUCGAGCUACAGAUGGAAGUUAUUCGGGAGUCACUGGCACAUAAAGGCAGAUUCUUUGGAUGUGUUACGAUGAUAUUUUGUAUGAGUUUGGUGUAAAAUAUUAAUGCAUGAUCAGCAUUAUUUAGCAUCCUGGCAGCUCGGGAGACUUUUGGCCCAGACGAGAACU